AUGGAAGAGAAACAGCAAGCAAGCACCAGCGAUGGUGAGGCUCUCAGGGACAGUCAGCGCGAGUCGAUGGUCGCGGGUGCUCUUGGUCUAGGCGGUGGGAAGUGGGCUUCAAAACCCCUCAGGAUCUGGCGGGUUGGCAGUGCUUGGCGGUGCAGAUCACCACCAACGUCUCCGACGCAGGGACGGUCUUGCGACGUGGACAAGACGGACUAUUUCAUGCAGCACGCGGACGCGGAAAGGCUUCCUUAUUGCUUGGUACUUGGUAUCUGCUUAGUCCAGAUUUGCGUGCACACGUCCAACAGCGAGCGUGAAUUGAUGAACUGA
Molecule: messenger RNA, 324 nt
Organism: Pyrenophora tritici-repentis Pt-1C-BFP
Lineage: Eukaryota; Fungi; Ascomycota; Dothideomycetes; Pleosporales; Pleosporaceae
Source: RefSeq, a predicted model, not a curated record